AUGCGGAUCCAUGAGGUAAAAAUAAUUGGAGGCUCACCUGGACUUUGCAAAAAAGUUUUAUAUUAUUUUGCACGUGCAGUGGGAAAACCUAAUGUGACAACUACAAAAGCAAUGAAGGAAGAAAAGGAAAAAAAGGUAAUGCAAGAAAAGAAAGCUAUUCCUGAAGUUAAAAAGAAAGAAGUGGAAAAGGAAAAGAAGCUAAUUCAUGAGAAGAAAACUAUUCCUGCCACUGAAAAGAAAGAUGAAGAAAAGAAGGUAACUCAUGAGAAAAAAGUCAUUUCUGAAAUUAAACAGAAAGAAGCUAAAGAAGAAAAGAAGGUAAUCCAUGAGAAGAAACUUAUUGCUGAAGAAGAAAAGAAGGUAAUCCAUGAGAAGAAACUUAUUGCUGAAGAAGAAAAGAAGGUAGUCCAUGAGAAGAAGCUUAUUCCUGAAGAAGAAAAGAAGGUAAUGCAUGAGAAGAAAAUUAUUCCUGAAGAAGAAACGAAGGUAAUCCACAAGAAGAAACAUAUUCCUGAAGAAGAAAAGAAGAUAAUCCAUGAGAAGAAAUUUAUGCCUGAACUUAAAAAGAAAGCAGAAGAGGAAAAGAAGGUAAUCCAUGAGAAGAAAAUAAUUCCUGAAAUUAAAAGGAAAGAAGUGGGAGAGGAAAAGAAGGUAAUCCAUGAAAAGAAAAUUAUUCCUGGAAUUAAAAAGAAAGAAAUGGAAGAAGAAAAGACGUUAACCCAUGAGAAGAAAAUUAUUCCUGAAAUUAAAAAGAAAGUGGAAGAGAAGAAAGCAGCCCAUGAGAAGAAAUUUAUUCCUGAAAUUAAAAAGAAAGAAGCAGAAGAGGACAAGAAAAUAACCCAUGAGAAGAAAAUCAUUCCUGAAAUUAAAAAGAAAGAAGUGAAAGAGGAACAGAAGGUAACCCAUGAUAAGAGAAUUAUUCCUGACAUUAAAAAGAAAGAGGAAAAGAAGGUAACCCAUGAGAAGAAAGUCAUUACAGAAAUUAAAAAGAAAGUGGAAAAAGACAAGAAGGUAACCCAUGAGAAGAUUGUUCCUGAGAUCAAAAAGAAAGAUGAAAAGAAGGCAAUCCAAGAGAAGAAAGUCACUUCUGAAAUUAAAAAGAAAGUGGAAGUGUGGAAAAAUGUAACCCAUGAAAGGAAAAUUACUCCUGACAUUAAAAAAAAAGUUUCAAAAGUGGAAGAGGAAAAGAAAGCCCAUGAAAAGAAAAUUGUUCCUGAAAUUGAAAAAACAGGGAAAAAAGAGGAAAAAAAGAAAACUCUUGAGAAGACAGCUGUCCCCGAUGUUAAAAAAGCAGAACAAUUAAGAAAAAAGCCUUCUCCUCCUGCUGAAAAGAAAGAAGUUUCCAAGACACCAGUGGCAGCAAAGCCAGCAGAAGCUAAGCCUGUAGCAGUGAAACAACCAAAGAGAGAAGUACCUGUAAAAGAAGCUGAAAAACCAAAACCUAAAGAAGCAAGACAUGAAAAAGGAAAAGAAGUGAAACCUGCUGGUACUCAAAAAGAUAAGGAUAAAGAACAGGGUAAAGAAAUAGAAGCAAAGCAUCAUGGGACAUCAAAAGACAAAGCAUCCAAAGUGAUAAAAGAAGCCAAAGAAACUUCCCAUCCUGCUGCUGGAGCUACAGCACAGAAGCAUCAUGUACAUAAACAUGAAACGAUAAAACAGGAAAAGGCUGUUAUUUCCAAAUCAGAGGGGAAAAUCAGACAGAACAAAACAGCUACUGUUGUAAAAGCAGAACAAGAUACUAUUAAACGUGAAAAAGAAAUUCCUCAAGGAAAACCAGCUAAAUCAAAGGAAACUACAAGUACACACAAUUCUACUUUUAUAACAGCUCCUGGCUUGAUUCAUAUGCAUGACAUCUUGGUCUUUUUAAAAAAAAGUUAUAAAGUACAAUAA
Molecule: messenger RNA, 1890 nt
Organism: Heteronotia binoei (common prickly gecko)
Lineage: Eukaryota; Metazoa; Chordata; Lepidosauria; Squamata; Gekkonidae
Product: golgin subfamily A member 6-like protein 22
Exons: 30
Coding region: 1-1890 (629 amino acids)
Source: RefSeq, a predicted model, not a curated record